Messenger RNA from Hyalella azteca, 1247 nucleotides. Its product is annotated as zinc finger protein 536-like. The transcript is spliced from 2 exons. Gene Ontology annotation, molecular function: RNA polymerase II transcription regulatory region sequence-specific DNA binding; DNA-binding transcription factor activity, RNA polymerase II-specific. Gene Ontology annotation, cellular component: nucleus. Gene Ontology annotation, biological process: regulation of transcription by RNA polymerase II. The record is from RefSeq and is a predicted model, not a curated record. The coding region runs from base 68 to 544 and encodes 158 amino acids. Lineage: Eukaryota; Metazoa; Arthropoda; Malacostraca; Amphipoda; Hyalellidae.
CCCUACAAGUCUGCACAGAAAAGUCAUCUGAAUCGUCAUAUGCUAACCCACGCAACAUCUCAUCUCAAUGCUCGGAGUAUACCGCCCGUGCCUCCUGCAUCCCUCUAAGGUGGAUCUGGUGCCUAAUGACGACAAAGCACAUGUAACCGCACAAGAAAGAAGCUUCCUAUAUUGGCCUCCUCGUGGCAGUCUCCAGAUUAUGCCCGUCCGCUCAACGAACGACAACGCAUUCACUUCAAAAUCUGAAUUGACCAACCGCAAUCCAUCGAACCUCACAAACGAUAUUAACUUGGACAUCCUCCAAAUGUUUAGCCCGUCUGCACCCUAUGAGGGAAGCGUACGAGAGCCUAAGAAAAUGCUUAGCUGUUCUUACUGUUCGUACAAAACUUCCGUCAAAACUAACCUUCGUGUACACGAGCGCACACAUACUGGGGAAAAACCGUACACGUGUCCUCAUUGUGACUACCGUUCAUGCCAGGCAUCAAACCUCAAAAGCCACCUCAUUCGACACGCAACGGAUGUAAUUAACGGACCUCCACAGUAAUCGCGCUGUUGCUCUUUGUUACAUGGAUAGGUUAGUGUACAUUACGGAGUUGGUUAGAAUUGGAACGCAAGAAGCAGAACCAUCGGAGUAUUUUGGCACAGCAUCGAUAAGGAUCAAGCAGUUACAAAAACUCAAUUUUAAUGAUCAAUCUGUGCGUUUAAUUAACGACAUCCUAAUUGUUUAUUUUUUCCGUUAUUCAAUAAUGAUUCAAUACUUAGUGAACCUAAGUCAUUGAAAAACAUGGCGUUAGUUACUACAGUGCCUCUUGCAUUUCAAUAUCUGCCAAAAUAUGCGUCGCAACGGCAUCAUAAAAGUAUCCCAAUUAAUUUUUCAAGUCGUCGAUAAAACUAGUAUGUAUGUUGCAGGAAUUUUUUUGUGGAAAGGUCGCGUAUCACGUUUUAGUGACGAUUCUGUUCAUUUCAAAAGAGAAGUUAAACCUGUUGAAGUUUUUUUUUUUUAACUUCCUGACGAAUUGAAUUGAAUGUCGUUCAUUUCUUAAGAAAGACGCUUGUCUUAAAUGGACAGAUCACGAUACAUGCCAUUGAUUCUAGUUAAUUUUUGUUAACCGUGUUAAGGUAUGGAUAAGCUCUUCGUCUGCACUCUGUCUAAAUCGGAAAUUCUUAUAUGAUAUUUUAUGUUCUCGACUUUGGUAGAAACUGUCUUGUAUUGCUGCUCGUUACAAUAAAAGGAUUUUUCAAUUACA